Centrocercus urophasianus (Greater sage-grouse) is the source of this 1095-nucleotide messenger RNA. It is a transcript of the gene NUBP1, whose product is annotated as nucleotide binding protein 1. Bases 10 to 981 code for a protein of 323 amino acids. Lineage: Eukaryota; Metazoa; Chordata; Aves; Galliformes; Phasianidae. Gene Ontology annotation, molecular function: ATP binding; 4 iron, 4 sulfur cluster binding; ATP-dependent FeS chaperone activity. Gene Ontology annotation, cellular component: cytosol. The transcript has 11 exons. The record is from RefSeq and is a predicted model, not a curated record. Gene Ontology annotation, biological process: iron-sulfur cluster assembly.
GCCGGCGCCAUGGCCGAGGUGGCGGACGGGUCGCAGCCGGAGGACUGCCCGGGAACCGGCAGCGCCCAGGCGGGUCGGGCCGCCGCAUGUCAGGGAUGCCCCAACCAGAAGCUCUGCGCCGCCGGCGGCGCCGCGACGGACCCGGCCGAGGCGGCGGAACUGAGGGAGCGGCUGCGCGGCGUGAAGCACAUCGUGGUGGUGCUCUCCGGGAAGGGCGGCGUGGGGAAGAGCACGUUCAGCGCGCUGCUGGCUCGCGGGCUGGCGGCCGACGAGGGCAAACAGGUUGCUCUGCUGGACGUCGACAUCUGUGGGCCGUCCAUCCCUAAGAUGAUGGGUCUGGAAGGAGAGCAGGUUCAUCAGAGUGGAUCAGGAUGGUCUCCAGUGUAUGUUGAGGAAAACUUAGGUGUCAUGUCAGUGGGGUUCUUGCUCAGUAGUCCUGACGAUGCUGUCAUCUGGAGAGGACCAAAAAAAAAUGGGCUGAUCAAACAGUUUCUUCGUGAUGUGGACUGGGGUGAAGUUGACUACCUGAUUGUAGACACCCCUCCAGGGACCUCAGAUGAGCACCUCUCAAUUGUGCAGUACCUCAGUGCGUCGCAUAUAGAUGGCGCUGUUAUAAUUACGACCCCUCAGGAAGUCUCACUUCAGGAUGUUCGGAAAGAAAUCAACUUCUGUCAUAAAGUGAAACUGCCAAUCAUAGGUGUUGUGGAGAACAUGAGUGGCUUUAUAUGUCCAAACUGCAAGAAAGAAUCUCAGAUCUUUCCCCCAACUACUGGAGGUGCAGAGAAGAUGUGCCAGAACUUAAAUGUUUCCCUCCUGGGAAAAGUGCCUCUAGAUCCUCAAAUAGGAAGAAGUUGUGACAAAGGUCAGUCUUUCUUGUCUGAAGUGCCUGAGUCUCCAGCGACAUCAACUUACAGGAACAUAAUUCAAAGGAUUCAGGAGUACUGUGAUCAGCACCAUUUUCAAGAAGAAAAGAUUAUCUGAACACAAUAAAAAUAUGCUUCAUGUGUAAUUACAGAAAAGUAACUUAUGCCUUGCCUUGACUUAAUAUAAGGAAUGUAUUCUUUUUGUAUUCUGCAAAUAAAUCCUUAGUAUUAA